AUGAUUCAGCGCCACGAGGCUCUCGGGCUCAGCAACAACGGAGUAGCUGUGGUGAUGCUGGGAUAUUUUUUCGUUGCUAUGGCAAACACCGUUCCCGCAGCUUUGUGGAUGAUCGUGCACAUCCUACUUGAUGCAAGUCUGCUCCGUCGGGUUCGCCACCAGAUCAGCUUUGCCUUUCAAUCCACAGAGGUUGGAGAGCAACCAGAUAUCAAAGUACUGAUGAAGGAUCCCCUCCUCAACUCUAUCUGCUACGAAACACUCCGGCUGCGUGUUGCAAGUACCGUUGGUCGCACAUCCCUCGACGACCAGUUGUGUCUCGCUGGAGGCUGGAAGGUCAAGGCGGGUGUACCCGUCAUGUUCACUGGCUGGCUUGCGGGACUGGAUGUGUCAUGCUGGAACACGGGCCAGGAUCUGUCAAGUGGCAAGCCUCAGCAUCCUCUGGAAGCUUUCUGGGCUGAGAGGUUUCUCGAUUGUCCAGGCAGCUCCAGUAUCAGCGGCCCCGCGAAAAAGAAGCGCGUUCAACCCGCACGAGAAUCUCCACAAAGGCCAACAACGCAUAUGGGGACGGAAGAUGAGCGCUCCAGAGCCUCCGUUGCUGGCUUGCGGGGGCAUUUCUUCCCUUUUGGAGGAGGAGCAUUCCGCUGUCCGGGCGAGACGUUGGCUAAGCAGGUCAUCUUCGCCUCGGUCGCCAUGGUGUUGCAGAGUUAUGACCUGAGGCUUAUCGAUCCAGAGGAGGCCAGAAAGAUAGAGCCUGGUCACCGGGAACUGCCAUUUGGUCUCCAUAGUUUUGACAGGCCUGUUCCGGUCGAGAUUUGCAAGUUAUCUGAGACAUAG
Messenger RNA from Fusarium oxysporum Fo47, 834 nucleotides. RefSeq names its product cytochrome P450. The record is from RefSeq and is a predicted model, not a curated record. The coding region runs from base 1 to 834 and encodes 277 amino acids. Lineage: Eukaryota; Fungi; Ascomycota; Sordariomycetes; Hypocreales; Nectriaceae. The transcript has 2 exons. Gene Ontology annotation, molecular function: oxidoreductase activity, acting on paired donors, with incorporation or reduction of molecular oxygen; iron ion binding; steroid hydroxylase activity.